CCGGAAGUUUUCUUCUUCUUCUUCUCUUCUUCCUCUCCGCCUUCCUCUACACGCGAACUUCUCUCCAACUCCCAUGUAAACAGUAGCGCUAACUCUCUCGCUUAGUUCCCCACUGUCGCCGCUUCCCUCCGAUCGCCGGAGCCGGCUCUGUGAGAACAAUCCACCUCGCGCCAAACGGCAACAGACGAAGAGUACGGAGGAACGAAACCGACAACGAGAUGAGACGAACUAGUGAUAGCAAUGGAGGAGGAAGAGGAUCUGUCGUAGGUUCCAGAGCUCUCGCUUCCAUCAACAACAGCGCCUUGGAUACUAUCAACGCCGCUGCCAACCGCAUCGCCUCCGUCGAGAAUCGUCAUUCUCAGGAGGCUUCCGCCGCCGCCGCGUCUGCUCAGAAGAAGAAAUGGGGAGGCUGCUGGAGCAUAUACAGCUGCUUCGGGUACCAGAGGAGCAGGCAACGAAUUGGACAUGCUGUGUUCAUCCCUGAACCACGAACUUCUGGUAGUGGAAACCAAGCCCCAACUGUUGAAAACCCUAAUCACCAACAACCACCACCACAAGUCGUGCAUCCUUUCAUGGCACCACCUUCCUCCCCUGCAUCUUUCAUCCCAUCAGAACCUCCUUCUGUCACACAGUCACCGGCUGGUAAAGUCUCCCUCUCCAUGUACUCUCCACCCGGACCCUCUUCCAUUUUCGCCAUCGGCCCGUAUGCCCACGAAACCCAGCUGGUCUCACCGCCAGUCUUCUCAACCUUCAACACCGAACCAUCAACUGCUCCCUUCACACCUCCACCGGAAUCCGUCCAUCUCACCAACACACCUUCCUCCCCUGAGGUUCCUUUUGCUCAGCUCCUUGAGAGAUUCCCUUUAUCCCACUACGAGUUUCAGCAGCGGUAUCAGUUCCACCCUGGCAGCCCAGCUGGCCAACUCAUCUCCCCUCGGUCAGGGAUUUCGGGUUCAGGUGCUUCGUCUCCUUUCCCUGAGGGUGAUUUCCCUGCUGCAGGGUUCCCGUUUAUGGAGUUUCGUGGUGGAUCAUCGCAUCAGGGAUCUGGAGCGUUGACACCGGACUCUGUGAGGCCAGCAGGAUCAAGCAGCAGCAACAACUUUGGUCUUCUAGACCGGCAGUCUUCUGAUCUUGCAAGUAGCCAUCGGGUCUUCUUCGAGCUGACUGCUGGUGCUCGUCUGACUCCUCGCGAAGAGCCCAUUGCAGCAUCUUCUCUUAGAACUGCUCUGGAAUCCAUAGAGAAUGGAAUGCUGAAAGAGAAUCAACAGAAAGAGCCUGUCCAUGGUUUCGAGACUCCUGUUGGUGAAACGUCCAAUAAUGGCACGCCAGAGAAAGCUCCAGAUGCCCCAACCCAUUUUAGGCAUCGGACGAUAACAUUCGGCUGUUCCAACGAUUUCGAUUUCGGAAGUUCAGGGAGAGAAGAGCUUGAUAGCAUUGCCUCACAUGUCAUUGCAUCACAUCAAGGACCUGCUGCAUCAAGCAACUUUGUUCUAGACCGACAGUCAUCUGAUCUUGGUGAACUCCCACAUCUGGACGGUGGACGUGAGAAAAACCAAGUUGCGUAUCAAAGGGUCUUUUUCGAGUGGACUGCCGACGAUCGUUUGAGGUACGAGGAGCCCAAGACGCAGCCGGCAUCUUCUGUUGAAACUGCAGCAGAGUGUACAGAAAGUGGAAGCAAACCUGAAACAGAGGAGACAUUGUUACACAGUGAGGUUAUACAUGGUGGUGAAACAUCAUCCAACGGCGCAGCAGACAAAGCUGGGAAGGAGAAAGCUGAGGAAGGGGCACCACCAACCCAUUGUAGGCAUCGGACUAUAACGCUAGGCUGUGUCAAAGAUUUCGACUUUGAAGAAGAGGAAGAAAAUCCAGAAGGAGAAGGUACCCAGAAGCCCAACAAUGAUGGGCCGGAGUGGUGGGCCAAUGGGAAGCAGGGGGAGGCUCUUGAGAACUGGUCUUUCUUUCCUGUAGCCCAGCCUGGUACAGUGAUCUAGCCUACUACCUUGACUAUCUUCCUGCGUUUUGGCCUUUUGCGCUCGUAACAGUCAAAUUUUGGGCUGAAGUUCUGGAAGGGUUAUCCUUACCGACUAACUACGUGUAGGCUGCUUUUGAGAGUUUUGCAGGCCCUUUUGUGGCGUGAAACCAAUGGCCGGUAGUUAUGUUCUUACCUAAGUAUACCAUAGAUCUUGGUGCACAUCUCUUUUCCACUUCCAGUUUAAGCUAGAACAAGUUGUAACGUAGAGUGAUGAAAUGGAGGAAUGGCUUAGACAUUUAACAACGUUACGGCUUUUGAAUUCGAU
Molecule: messenger RNA, 2297 nt
Organism: Linum tenue
Lineage: Eukaryota; Viridiplantae; Streptophyta; Magnoliopsida; Malpighiales; Linaceae
Source: the annotation of a GenBank genome assembly